GGAUGCUGAGUUCUCCACCGCCGCUCCCGUGCCUUUGUUGGAGGGCCUUAUCAACGUUGAGACCUGCCCCCUCCCCCUGAAAAGCCUCCCUUUGGUUUGACCAACGUUCCUUCACCAAUUUUGCGCAACGGGAUUUCUCUGUUCUCGUUUACCUUCGUUACUUAUUCCAGCAAAAUGCGGUCCAGCAUUUUGUUCUCUCUGGCCAUUGGCCUUUUGGCAGUUGAACAGGCAGUUGCAGGCCCAUGCAGCCACAGCGCUCGACCCUCUUCGACAGUGGCUACGUCGUCUACGCCCUCUACAACACCGACCGAACCCGUAGGGUCCUCCACGUCAGCUGAAGCCUCCUCUACAACAUCUGCCGAAUCAGUAGAAUCGUCCACAUCAACUGAAGUCUCCUCCUCUACAACAUCUGCCGAAUCAGUAGGAUCAUCCACGUCAACUGAAGUCUCCUCCUCUACGAGCUCCAUUCCUGCCUCCAACCCGACCUUUACUAUCCUUGCUGGUGGAUCACCUCUUCAAGACGGCGGAGGCCGCAAUGGGAUUUACAUCUUCAACCCUACACGAUCUGACAUUUCCACUCAUACCGCCUCUAUUGACCCCGACACUGGACAUGUGAUUUUCAGUAGUGGCUGGCACUGGGUCGCGCAGUACACUAUGGUACCCAACUACCCUGCUCUCCUCCUCAACGGUGCAGACGGAGACAAUACGAACUAUCCGGCCAUUACUUGCACGGUGGGAACCGAUCUCAUAAUCAGUUGUUCGGCCCCUGCUGGUGGUUGUAAUGACGACUUUUUAGACCCCGUCUGCGGACCUACCAGCGGAACCUGGGGUCAGUUUUGCUCCAAAUACCAAUCUGUCUUCGGCGACGUGCUAUAUAUUUUCUCUAGUUGUCCUGCGGGAUUUACUCCUGUUACCUUAUAUGCGCAGGUAGUUUAAUGAUGAAGUUCUGCGUUGGAUGAAUGGGACCAGGUAGCCAUUCCAGCCUUGAUUGGAAACGACCAUCUUAAUAAGACAAGUGAGCCGCCACGGUGUCUUCUUGGACAUGUGCAGAUGCCAUUUAGUUUGUGACGCAAUAGAUGGGGGGAUGCUAAGUGAUAGAUGCUUUCGACUAUUGUCUAGCGAUUGAAUACCUGGGUGAGCUCGGAGGACUGUAGCCGAUGCUAGAAU
Ilyonectria robusta is the source of this 1167-nucleotide messenger RNA. RefSeq lists its product as uncharacterized. The transcript has 2 exons. The record is from RefSeq and is a predicted model, not a curated record. The coding region runs from base 175 to 936 and encodes 253 amino acids. NCBI's taxonomy places the organism in Eukaryota, Fungi, Ascomycota, Sordariomycetes, Hypocreales, Nectriaceae.